AUACCUAAACGUCACCACGUCAAAGUCGUCAUUUCGUCAACUGUCUUGCGUUCUAUGUUUGCUGUCGUUGCUGUACAUACGUGAAAUGCUGAAAUUCUGAAAUGUGAAUAAUUAUUUAUCAAGUGUAGGCUUGUGAUUAAUUUUUAUUCAAGUCGCCAUUAAUAAGUGGUGUGAUUAUUUUGGUUGGAUAAUUGUGCAGAUCAGGGCCCAUUGCAGUUCAGUGCCCAACUGCAUUGAUUAGUAAGCUGCAGGUUGUAAAUGGCUAACACAGGUAACAGUGACAAAUGGUAUUUUACAAAAGAGCAAUUAGAAAGUACUCCAUCCAGAAAAUGUGGCUACGACUCUCACAAAGAACUGUCAUACAGACAACAAGCUGCAAAUUUUAUCCAGGAUAUGGGUCAAAGACUUAAAGUAUCCCAGCUGUGCAUUAACACAGCUAUAGUUUAUAUGCAUAGGUUUUACGUGUUCCACUCGUUCACACACUUUCCGUGGCACCAAAUGGCAGCAGCUGCUCUCUUUUUAGCAGCAAAAGUCGAGGAGCAGCCCAGAAAAUUGGAAUAUGUAAUCAAAGUAUCAAAUAUGUGUAGGAAUAGCAGAGAUUCCAAUAUUGAUAUAAACUCUGAUAGGUAUAUAAGUCAAUCUCAGGAUUUAGUGUUCAAUGAAAAUGUCUUAUUACAAACUUUGGGGUUUGAUGUAGCUAUUGAUCACCCCCAUACCCAUGUAGUAAGAUGUUGUCAUUUAGUAAGGGCUAGCAAGGAUUUGGCCCAAACUUCCUAUUUUAUGGCUAGUAAUAGUUUACAUUUAACGACGAUGUGCAUUCAAUACAGACCAACAGUCGUUGCUUGCUUCUGUAUCCUGGUAGCAUGCAAAUGGUCGAAUUGGGAGAUACCACUUUCCAAUGAGAAAAAAGAGUGGUAUUCCUAUGUCGACCCGACUGUCACCGCUGACCUUUUACAACAAUUGACUGAGGAGUUUUUGGUUAUAUUCGAGGCUUGUCCUUCGAGGUUGAAGGAAAAAAUAAUGGCGAUUGCCGAUGUUUCCCACACCCCUACUGUAGCCAUAAUAAAUUCGCCAUUUGACACUGAACCUAGAAAGAAGGAGGACCCCAAAGAUCAACCUUCUAACCGGGCUGUGAUUGGCCCCGACGACCCCCACAAACACCGCCCCACCCGCCCCCACGACCCCGCCGCCGGCCCACAGCAGCAGCAGCACCAGCGCGACCGGCAAAAGGAACGCCUGGCCGCCCACCAUCAGAAAACCCCGCUGGGCGGCCACGCGCACCACCGCCCGCCCAUCGACCCCAAGUUCAAGCAGCACCAGCGGCCGCCCGGCCACCCGCCCACCAGCCGCGACCACCCGUUCAAGCACAAUUUGCCGCCCGAGGGCGGGGUGAACAACUUUGCGGAUGCGCGGUUGGGUUACGGGGCGGACAAGCAGCGGGCGGAGGCGAAUAGUAGGCCGAGGAGUGACGCGUCCAAGGUGGGCGUGGUCAAGCCGGACGGGAUGGUGCGCAGAGUCGAUGCCGAUAGUAUAAAGAAGCACCUCAGUGCCACAGGCCAUGACAGGAGGCCUCCCUCUGGUUCUUCACAUAAACUGGAUCAGUCGAAAUCCGUCCCUAAGCAGAAUUUGACUCCUGUUAGUUCAAAAUCUGUGCACUCUAGUGAUAGCGGUUAUGGCUCCUUUGUAAAUACUGAUAGGAUAAAGACAGAAAUGAAAACUGAGCCAAUAGACACCAGUUAUGCCUCAUAUGUAAAUACCAAUAAGGUGAAGCUUGAAGCAGGCUUGCACAUCAAAGAAGAAAUUCCCACGCCCGCCGUCAUAAAACGGCCCAGUCUAUUCUCCCCGGAGAAAACCCCGCCCCACAAGCUCACCAUCAAAACCUCGCCAGACUCGAGGCGCGCGAUCGAGCAGGACGCAACGCACGGCGCCAGCGCGGGCGCCAUCUUGUCGCCGCUAGUGUCGCCCGUCGACGGCAGGCGGCGCACCUCGUCCAGCACGUCAGAGUCGGAGCUGCGGCCGGUCAUGAAGAAGAUCGACCAGGUGGAGGGCUUCGAGAAUCUGAUGAGGGACAGCACGAUAGGGAUCGACAAGUACCGGUCGCCCGAGCGGAAGGACGGGAGCGGGAAUGGAGAGGUGAAGGGUGGGGAGUUUGCGGGCAGCCUCGUCGAAAGCAAUAAUGGUACUGUCAGUAGAACGAGUAGUAUCAUCAACGGAAUGGAAACCAACCCGACGAUAAUCAGCAAUCUGUUAAAAGAAGCCUCAGCAGUGCCUCAUCUAUCCGCCGUGAUGGUGCCGGAUAGCAGCCAACCCGCCCUACUCCCGGAACAAUCCCAACUCCCGGACAGCAAUUCCAGCAGCCAUCACCACAAAAACAAGAAGAAAAACAAGGAAAAGCACCGGCACAAAGACAAAGACAAAAGCCGGGAGGAGAAGGACAGGAAGAAGAAAAACAAGUACAAGGACCGAGAGAAGCACAAGCACAAACCCGCAGCCGACAAUCCUCCUAUCACGCCCAACGAGCCGAUCAAGCUGAAAAUCACCAUGGACAAGCCGAGCCAAGGCUUGAAAAUCAAGAUACCCAAAAAUAAGAUAAACACCGAGAACAUAACGGAGCUGUCGUCGCAGCAAUUGCAACCGAGCAUCAAACUGAAAAUCUCCAAGGAGGUGUUGAACAACUGUCCGAACCUGGACGGCAGCAGCAUCAGGAAGCGCGAGCGCGAUCCCAGCGUCACUCCCGAGGCGCCUCCCCACAAAUCGGCCAAAACGAGUAGUAGGGAGUCGAAAGCGAACGGCAAACACUCCGGCAGUAAGGUAAGCCCCACCGUAGAUAGACCUCCUUUCCCCAAUCGAACGGCGGUGUUCCAAACUUUCCCGCCGCCGCCGCCGCCACCACCACCGAUGGGCAACUCCCUGUACUACUACAACCCCAUUUUGCCGGACGUUAGGGUGCCACCGCCGAAUUUCGGCGUGCCGUACCCCUAUUACCCCGGGUACGGUAACGGCGUUUAUCAACAGCCGUUUGCUUCCGUCCCCCCUCCUCCUCCUAGCAGUUCUCGUCCCCCCUUGCCCAUUGAGGCUCCUCCCAGAUUGCCCCCACCUCCUCCACCAGAGUGAUAGUAGAUUUUAUAGUUGACUGUUAUUGUUGAUUUUUUUUUAUAUCUAUUAUAUAUAUUAUAUGAAUAUAGUCUGCCACUUUU
This is a messenger RNA of Phaedon cochleariae (mustard beetle), 3197 nucleotides long. NCBI's taxonomy places the organism in Eukaryota, Metazoa, Arthropoda, Insecta, Coleoptera, Chrysomelidae. The record is from the annotation of a GenBank genome assembly.